GCCUACUGCUAAAUGUCUUGGGAUGUUUUUGCUAAAAUAAUAUCCAGUAUUGUAGAUGAUCUUAUCUAUAUUUGCAAUAAUCAUAUAUGUUAUUGAUUGCAUUAUGGGCUAUGUUGUUGAGUGCGUUAUGGGCUAUGUUAUUGAGUGCAUUAUGGGCUAUGUUGUUGAGUACAUUAUGGGGUAUGUUAUUAAGAACAUUGUGGGGUAUGUUAUUGAGUACAUUAUGGUUAUUGAGUACAUUAUGAGGUAUGUUAUUAAGAACAUUGUGGGGUAUGUUAUUGAGUGCAUUAUGGGCUAUAUUAUUGAGUGCAUUAUGGGCUAUGUUAUUGAGUACAUUAUGGGGUAUGUUAUUAAGAACAUUGUGGGGUAUGUUAUUGAGUACAUUAUGGUUAUUGAGUACAUUAUGAGGUAUGUUAUUAAGAACAUUGUGGGGUAUGUUAUUGAGUGCAUUAUGGGCUAUAUUAUUGAGUGCAUUAUGGGGUAUGUUAUUGAGUACAUUAUGGGGUAUGUUAUUGAGUACAUUAUGGUUAUUGAGUACAUUAUGAGGUAUGUUAUUGAGAACAUUGUGGGGUAUGUUAUUGAGUGAUUUAUGGGGUAUGUUAUUGAGUACAUUAUGGUUAUUGAGUACAUUAUGAGGUACGGUUAUUGAGUACAUUAUGGGGUAUGUUAUUGAGAACAUUGUGGGGUAUGUUAUUGAGUGAUUUAUGGGGUAUGUUAUUGAGUACAUUAUGGUUAUUGAGUACAUUAUGAGGUACGGUUAUUGAGUACAUUAUGGGGUAUGUUAUUGAGAACAUUAUGGGGUAUGUUAUUGAGUACAUUAUGGGGUAUGUUAUUGAGUACAUUAUGGGUAUGUUAUUGAGUACAUUAUGGUUAUUGAGUACAUUAUGAGGUAUGUUAUUGAGAACAUUGUGGGGUAUGAUAUUGAGUACAUUAUGGUUAUAGAGUACAUUAUGAGGUGUGUUAUUGAGAACAUUAUGGGGUAUGUUAUUGAGUACAUUAAGAGGUAUGAUAUUGAGAACAUUAUGGGGUAUGUUGUUGAGUGCAUUAUGGGGUAUGUUAUUGAGUACAUUAUGGUUAUUGAGUACAUUAUGAGGUAUGUUAUUGAGAACAUUAUGGGGUAUGUUAUUGAGUGCGUUAUGGGGUAUGUUAUUGAGUGCAUUAUGGGAUAUGUAAUUGAGUACUCUAUGGGGUAUGUUACUGAGUGCAUCAUGGGGUAUGUUACUGAGUGCAUUAUGGGGUAUGUUACUGAGUGCAUUAUGGGGUAUGUUACUGAGUGCAUUAUGGGGUAUGUUACUGAGUGCAUCAUGGGGUAUGUUGUUGAGUGCAUUAUGGGGUAUGUUGUUGAGUGCAUUAUGGGGUAUGUUGUUGAGUGCAUUAUGGAGUAUGUUGUUGAGUGCAUUAUGGAGUAUGUUGUUGAGUGCAUUAUGGGAUAUGUUAUUGAGUGCAUUAUGGGGUAUGUUGUUGAGUGCAUUAUGGGGUAUGUUGUUGAGUGCAUUAUGGGGUAUGUUGUUGAGUGCAUUAUGGGGUAUGUUAUUGAGUACAUUAUGAGGUAUGAUAUUGAGAACAUUAUGAGGUAUGUUAUUGAGAACAUUAUGGGGUAUUUUAUUGAGUGCGUUAUGGGGUAUGUUAUUGAGUGCAUUAUGGGGUAUGUAAUUGAGUACUCUAUGGGGUAUGUUACUGAGUGCAUCAUGGGGUAUGUUACCGAGUGCAUUAUGGGGUAUGUUGUUGAGUGCAUUAUGGGGUAUGUUGUUGAGUGCAUUAUGGAGUAUGUUGUUGAGUGCAUUAUGAGGUAUGUUAUUGAGUGCAUUAUGGGGUAUGUUGUUGAGUGCAUUAUGGGGUAUGUUGUUGAGUGCAUUAUGGGGUAUGUUGUUGAGUGCAUUAUGGGGUAUGUUGUUGAGUGCAUUAUGGGGUAUGUUAUUGAGUACAUUAUGGGGUAUGUUAUUGAGUACAUUAGGGUUAUUGAGUACGUUAUGAGGUAUGCUAUUGAGUGCAUUAUGGGGUAUGUUGUUGAGUGCAUUAUGGGGUAUUUUGUUGAGUGCAUUAUGGGGUAUUUUGUUGAGUACAUUAUGGGGUAUGAUGUUGAGUACAUUAUGGGGUAUGUUGUUGAGUACAUUAUGGGGUAUGUUGUUGAGUGCAUUAUGGGGUAUGUUGUUGAGUACAUUAUGGGGUAUGUUAUUGAGUACAUCAUUUGAAUACCUUACUACAUGCCCUAAAAACGUCUUUGGAAGUUAUUUCUCAAAAAAUGACAUGAUAUUUUUGAAAAGCAUCAUAAUUUUUUUAAUGAAUUGGGACACACA
Salmo salar (Atlantic salmon) is the source of this 2297-nucleotide messenger RNA. NCBI's taxonomy places the organism in Eukaryota, Metazoa, Chordata, Actinopteri, Salmoniformes, Salmonidae. The record is from RefSeq and is a predicted model, not a curated record.